AUGUGGGACAGACUUCGGAUCACGCCCCAUCACUCGGGGAGGCAAGCCCCGAACCCCCUGGACGACAAUCGGAUACGUGUUGGCUUAGGUCUAAGCUACGGAAACAUGAGCACGGCGAAGGGAUACAGUUAUUCCAUCAAGGGCGGCCCGGCUCCACCGCGGCCUCCAAGAGAGUUUUUUGCAUCGCGUUUCGAAACCGCUCCCCGUGUGCAAAGUCGCAUCACAGUCCGCACCUCGAAUUUUCGCCCAGCCUCCUCUGUUUACCCAGAGGAGGACUCAUCCCCAGAGGAGAUAUCACCACCGUUUGAACCAAAUUACGCAGCAACCGUGGCGACCAGGUACGACUAUCGGUACCGGGGGGCCGAUGAAAUCUCCCCGCCCAGCUCUCCGGAGCCCGACGACCGGGGCGCCGAUCGCUUCCUGCCGGGCGACGUCUCCCCGAUCGACGAAGAUGACGCGCCAGUCUACCCUCGACAUGUGGGAAUUCCCAACACCGACAACCUGAGAAGUAACAGUUCAAAUUGGACACACGCAUCGGAGCAAUAUCCGAGGACCCAGAGUCCUCCGCAAAACCGAGGCGCAACCAGCAUUCCCAUGCUGCGCCGAGAGCGCCGGAAACAAUCAGAAGCGGGGCGCGACGCGAACCCGGCCCAACGCGGACCUAACCAGCAGCAAUCCCGGAACCCACCCGGCCGUGAAGCGCCCCGGUGGGAUCCACUGAUGGGCGAGCAGACAAGUAACGCUCCGGGCCGGCCGUCGCAGGUUCAGGCAGCUGAACAGCCAGCUGAGUUCGCCCAGGGGUUGGGCAUUACGGCGCAUGCAUGGGCAUCGCCGCAGAACAGCCCAAGUACGGCGGCGCCUUCUUUCGGUGAUCGGGUGCGGAGAAUAGCAAAGAAGGCCGCGGCUGCCAGGGAGAUUAACACGGACCCUGCCGCCAGCGCAUUCACGUCGUCGUCGCGCCCCGGCUGGCGCGGGGCAAGCGGACGAACUGCCAUUGUCGACCCGGUCCACGACACUCGCGAAGUCCCGCCCCUGAAGAUUCCCGAGAAGAGCGCUAGGAGGAAUCUCCCUCCUGCGGCAAGUUCCAAGUCCAAUAACACGCAAGAUGGCCAGACCCUGCGUGGCCAAACUCCGCCUAUCAGCCCUCCAUCUGAGACGCAGGCCAGGCCUGCGCCACUAGAGGCCAUAAGGAGAAUGCUACCCAUAUCCAACCCCGCAGCAGCCACACCGAUUCAGUCCCAGACAGCUUCGAGAUACCCAAGCCCUCCGUUAUCCGGAAAUCCAGGGUUAGGUGAUGCGCCAAGUCUUGCUGCUAGGGAGCUGGCACGGGACGGUCUUUACGGACCCGGCGGUCUUCCCAGCCCAACUCUCAACACCCACGCGCCGGAAUCCUCGAACGCGAUCCGCCGCAAGCCACCACCAGUGCACACAAACCAUCACCACCAACCAUCUGGUGUAUCGUCAAUAUACUCUCAGCAGACCGACGCACCGCAGCCGUCGCCCCAGCACAUCCCGGACACGGCCCGGCCGCCGGUCCUUGAUGAGGAACCAUACGUGCAGCCCCCCUCCAGAUUCAGCUUCAGUACCUACGCGACAAGCAAAACGGGCACAACCCGAGAUGACGACGUUGUAGACAACGAGCAGCCGCCCGUCCCGUCCGUACCAGCCGGCUACCAACCACAGCCUCCCAAAGGCCGCGCCUCCUCCGACUACAGCCUCAUAACCUCUCCGAUCGAUCAAUUCAUGACAUCCCCCUUCCACGCCGCCGAACCCUCCUAUGUCACCACCCCGAAGCCAGCCCCCACCAGCGCGCCCAACCCCGCAGUAGCCCGCGCGCAAGCCCUCGCAGUGGACCGCCCUUCCUCCCGCGCCUCGGCUUCGGACAUGAACAAAGACCUACCGCCCGCACCGCCAGAGCAGUCAGCAAGUGAGGCCCAGGACAGAGUGAGGCUGCUCAACGCGCAGCUUAGUGCGCUCGCCAACCGGCGUAUCAACAUCGACCGGUCGAUCAAACAGAUGACGGAGCUAAUGCCGACCGACAAACUGCUCAACAGCGCCGAGGUGGUGCGCAAGCGCGAGGCUGAGAAGAAAAAGGUCGAGGCGCUGCAGCAGGAGCUGGCCGACGUCCGGCGGGAGGAGUACGAACUGGGCUUGAAGUUGCAUCGGGCGUACAAGAGGCAGGAUCGCGAGGCGGAGUGGGAGCCGACUACGCUGUGGGUGAGGAGAGUUACUGGUUGAGUCUUUUUGAGGGUGGGGUGAGGGGAUCGUGUGGUGUGACUAAGGGGUAGCGGAAAUGACCGGGGGCGGGGGGGAGAUCCAGUGAAUGUUUUAAAGUCGUCAUGAUGGUCAGGGAAGGGAGAGAGGUUGGUUGUCUAGGAUGAUGUUGGUUUCUGAGCGAUGGAGUUGUCGGUGCAUUAGGGCUUGACUUUUUCUUCAACCGCCCAUUC
Chaetomium strumarium is the source of this 2447-nucleotide messenger RNA. RefSeq lists its product as uncharacterized. Lineage: Eukaryota; Fungi; Ascomycota; Sordariomycetes; Sordariales; Chaetomiaceae. The record is from RefSeq and is a predicted model, not a curated record. The transcript is spliced from 2 exons. The coding region runs from base 1 to 2238 and encodes 745 amino acids.